Amphibalanus amphitrite is the source of this 3600-nucleotide messenger RNA. RefSeq names its product pyrokinin-1 receptor-like. Gene Ontology annotation, biological process: neuropeptide signaling pathway. The transcript is spliced from 6 exons. The coding region runs from base 1 to 1239 and encodes 412 amino acids. Gene Ontology annotation, molecular function: neuropeptide receptor activity. The record is from RefSeq and is a predicted model, not a curated record. NCBI's taxonomy places the organism in Eukaryota, Metazoa, Arthropoda, Thecostraca, Balanomorpha, Balanidae. Gene Ontology annotation, cellular component: plasma membrane.
AUGACCUCCGAAAAUGACAGCUUCUUGUUCGACGACUUCGGCUUGGACUUCUUGAACGACUCCAUUUCUUCUAAAUCCGCCUUCCACAACAGCGUCAACGACACGUCCAGCACCGACGGCGACAUGCACACCGUCAUCCCGAUGACGGUGCUGUACGUCAUCACCUUCCUUCUCAGCGCCGUGGGCAACACCGUCACCUGCAUCGUCAUCGUAUACAACAGGUACAUGCAUACCGCGACGAACUACUACCUCUUCAGCAUGGCCAUCUCGGAUCUUCUGCUUCUUGUUACUGGACUGCCCAUCGAGCUCUACGGCUUCUGGACGCCCGGACAACCGUACGCCUUUGGCGAGACGUUCUGUAUCGUUCACGGACUGUGCGCAGAAACAUCCACCAACGCUUCUAUUCUCACCAUCGUGUUCUUCACAGUGGAGCGCUACAUGGCCAUCUGCCAUCCACUGAUACAGCAGACCAUGUCAAGUCUCCCUCGCACCAUCCGCAACAUCGUCUUCAUCUGGGCAGUUGCACUUCUCUGCGCCUGCUUCCCCGCUGCUCAGUUUGGCAUCAAACACAAGCUGGAUGAGUUCGGUAACAUCCGCGAGGAGACUGCCAACUGCAACGUGGUGCGCCAUCUCUUCCCCUACGUGUUCGAGGUGUCGUCAGUGCUCUUCUUCGUCGUGCCGAUGAUGAUCAUCACGCUUCUCUACGUUCUCAUCGGGCUGCGCCUGCGGCGUUCCGGACGAUCGAGGCACAUGUCCCGAGGAAGUAUGCACGGAGGAGGGUCCGGUACCGGCGCCGGUGCCAUCGCUGCCAGGAGAGCCGUCAUCAAAAUGCUAGUGGCGGUGGUCGUAGCAUUUUUCAUCUGCUGGGCACCAUUCCACGCGCAGAGACUACUAGCGAUCUCCGUGCCGGACAAGCGAUCAGAGGUCGUCAAUGCCAUUAUGCAGGGUCUGUAUCGGGUCUCUGGAGUACUCUACUUUGUCAGCACAUGCGUCAACCCCAUUCUCUACCAUAUUAUGAGCGCCAAGUUCCGACAAGCCGUUCGGGACACCUUUGGAGAGACCUGCAAAAGACUGUGCUGCUGUUCAGGGACUUGCGAUCGAGAGGAUUCAGUCAGUCAGCCGUCAACAAACAUUACUGGACUGACGCCAUCGGCCGACGGUGGGUCGGAAAAGAUGCCGGAACUUCUCGCCACGGUCGAUCCUCUGCUGGCCAAAAACACCACCGUCACCCGGGUCUGAGCCGCCGCCCGACCGCCACCAUGACGCCAUUAUGACGUCACAAUGGCGUCGUUUCUUUCCUUUCAUCGCUUCACUUGACCGGUUGAUGUGCGUCGCAAAAAUCAGCGCCGCUCGACAGACGACCUCGUUUAGUCUGAGCAUCUAAGUGAGUGCAACAGUCGCCGGUUGGUCACGCAAGACCACAUCUCGCAGAACAUUUAGCCGCCGCUAUUUGGAGCCUCUGACGUCAUCACUGACGUCAUUUGAGCUCGGAGUCGGCCGUCGGAUGCUACGCAGUGGCGGGAGUGACCUGUUGCUUUUUAAACGACACUGAUAAUAAGUGAUUGGCGUAGAGCGGAAACAAAGGAACGCUGUCAUGGCGAUGUAUGAUAUCCGUUGGGUAAAGACUCUAUGAUCCGAUGGUGCUGCGCUGCAGAUGACAAUCGUAGCGCAUGUGACGAGAUAUGACGCUGUGUAGUGAUGCGUAGCGAUGGAGCUCGAGUCUCGCCGAUUCGAGUCUCGUAUCCAUCGAAGCUGAAUCCAAUGUUUCCUCGGAUGAAAUCAUUUGUAGUUUUUUUUUUAGAACAGAGGUGCAUUUAUGUUUUCUUUUUUUCAUCAGCAUGCAUUUUGUCUCACAUAGCAGUUGUGGUGCCAGGCUGGUUUUGAGUGAGCAAUGGUAGAUGUGAAGGCUGAAUACUGAACAGGUCAUUUCAGCGUGUGUAUUGUUCGAGUUGUGUGGUUGGACUUUUGGCCAUAUUUUCGCGCGUAUGAGAGGUUUAUGAAUCUCGUCUUGUUGGCCUGUAGAUGUCAAGUACUUGGCUUAUUUGUCGUAUAACUGGAAUAAGUAGGUUGUUGACGUUCAACAUUUCGGUGCAGCGAAAACAAGUACCUGGUAGUUGAGAGAGAAACGGGCUGGACCCAGGCUUUUCGCCAAACGUAUGUGCAAUGUUUUGCUCUGCAUAGCUCGCUUAUUGUACAUAUGUACAUUUAGUAUUUUUGAAUCGCAGUAUCAAGUUGAAAUCUGCCACAGAUAGAUAUAUGUGAUUGGUCGGUAUGCCUCGUGGUGUAGAUAUGUGUUUUUUUGUUGUGUGUUUUGGUGAAUAUGUCCCAUCUUUUAUGUUAUCAUGGUACCUUUAGUCACUGACAUUGUAUAUGGAUAAGAUGGUAUUGAGAUCAAGAACUUAAUCUGAAAUGUGAUAUACGUCGUUAUAAUUUAUGACGCUAUCUAUUUCUAAAAUUCGCUGCUGUGAAUAGGAUUGUGUUAUUUUUUGUCAUGAUCUAUGUGUAUUGUAUAGAUUUAGAGAAGUAUUUUUGGCAGCAUCUGGAGAACUCGUGUUAGGAUGAAAUUAAUUGGUUUCUGGCUAAUAAUGGCUCAAAUAGUUCCGUAUGAGAUACUUCAGUCAUUAUUGCAGUGAGCAUAUAUCAAAAAAGUUCAUUGUCACAAUGCAAUAGUAGACUAUCGAAUUCCAUAAGCUUGAGCGGGUUGUUGGCUAUGGUGACGUUAUUCUGGCUAAACCUGUUGAGAUCAAUGGCUCCUUUUAUAAUACAGAUACGUAACUGCUUUCGAGAACGGUAUAAGUCGUAGCACCAAAGCCUUUACUUUUUCAAUCUUAUGUGUAUUGCAACUCGACGAAAUUUUAUGUUACGAGCAUUUAGUAGACAGUACUAUCCACUUAUGGUCAAUUUUCUUCUCCAUUCAUAGUAUUGUUUAUCUAAAAAUGACUUUUCUUACACGAUAAAGCUAUUUGUGUGAUAAGCGCAAGUCUGGAAAAGCCCAGCCCUACCAGCAACAACAUACCAGAGCGUUGCAUGAUGAAAUUUAGCUUGAUAUUCCCCACCUACACCAUUUAAAUCUUGCUAAAAAAGAUGAAAAUUUGUAUUUUUAAUUGGUGCUUAGACUAUGCCACUCUCGACGGCCGAAAAAAUAACGUUACGGGAUGCCCUGUGAGCUUUCUUAAUAAGCGUAAGGAGAACUGUUUAACGUGAAUAUCUCUAUCGAAGGUUGCUACUGAAUAUGCUGCAAGCUAUCGAGGGCCAUUGGAUGGUAUAUUUCAGGAACAUGACAAUUUAGUGUGAACGAUGACAUUUGUCGCCAGCUACAUGUCUUUGUGUUCGAUGUAGUGUCGCGUCGGGCAUCUUCAGACAGCGCCCGCAGGAAUCUCCGACAAAUGUAGCUCUGCUCCAGCUCACAUCUCUUUUUGGUGGGCUUAUUCCGUGUUGUGCGCCGCCCGACGGGACAUUAGGUGUUUCCGUGUGCUUUCCGCGUUGGAACUGGCUCGUGGCGGCGCUGCCCCGAGCCAGACCCUCCAGUUCUGCUGCCGCCGGGUUCAAAUACACCAUUUGUCUGGAUCGUUUGUAAUUGCCGGGAAAAAGGUUGGCCGC